This is a messenger RNA of Callithrix jacchus (white-tufted-ear marmoset), 4364 nucleotides long. It is a transcript of the gene TSPAN18, whose product is annotated as tetraspanin 18. The record is from RefSeq and is a predicted model, not a curated record. Gene Ontology annotation, cellular component: plasma membrane. NCBI's taxonomy places the organism in Eukaryota, Metazoa, Chordata, Mammalia, Primates, Cebidae.
CGGCGGGCUGGCGGGCGUGCAGCUGCCGCCGGCGUCGCGGGGCUCCAGGCUGCGGGGCGGACGCAGCGCUGAGCGAUCCACCGCGGAGCGGAGCGAGGCUGCCUGAGCCCCGGCGCCUGCCCCGGCCCCGGCCCCGAGCCCCGAGCGAAAGCUGCUGCCUCGCGCCUGCGGUCCCCGGACGCACCGCCACCUCUGGGAAGGCACCCGGCGCCGGGCAAGUUGCGAGCGCGCCCCUCCGCGGAGGAAAGUUUCCCCCCGGCCGCCGGCGGGAGUUGGUGCGGGGUCCGGCCGCCGCCGUUGGAAGAGUAUAUCUGGAAGCUGCUGUCAGGAGGACACUGUAAGAGAAUCUUGGCACCCCUGGGCCCAAAGGGAAAGACACCAGUGGAAAGAGGUGAGCAUCUCCCAGACAGCCUCAAGCUUCAGAUGAGCUGAGCUUCUAACACUGCUAUAAAGCAACUGGAACCCCUUGAAUUUGAUUUCUGGAGACGCGGGCAUAAUCCUUUUGCAGACGUUUCAACGCUGGCUCUCCAGGUGGAACAUCAUGGAAGGCGACUGUCUGAGCUGCAUGAAGUAUCUGAUGUUUGUUUUCAAUUUCUUCAUAUUUCAGCUGGGUGGGGCCUGCCUGCUGGCCAUUGGCAUCUGGGUCAUGGUGGACCCCACCGGCUUCCGGGAGAUCGUGGCUGCCAACCCCCUGCUCCUCACGGGCGCCUACAUCCUCCUGGCCAUGGGGGGCCUGCUCUUUCUGCUCGGCUUCCUGGGCUGCUGUGGGGCCGUCCGUGAGAACAAGUGUCUGCUGCUAUUUUUCUUCCUCUUCAUCCUGAUCAUCUUCCUGGCGGAGCUCUCAGCAGCCAUCCUGGCCUUCAUCUUCAGGGAAAAUCUCACCCGAGAAUUCUUCACCAAGGAGCUCACCAAGCACUACCAGGGCAAUAACGACACGGAUGUCUUCUCUGCCACAUGGAACUCGGUCAUGAUCACAUUUGGUUGCUGUGGGGUCAACGGGCCUGAAGACUUUAAGUAUGCACCUGUGUUUCGCCUCCUGACCCUGGACAGUGAAGAGGUGCCGGAGGCCUGCUGCCGGAGGGAACCCCAGAGUCGGGACGGGGUCCUGCUGAGCCGGGAGGAGUGCCUCCUGGGAAGGAGCCUGUUCCUAAAUAAGCAGGGCUGUUACACAGUGAUCCUCAACACCUUCGAAAUGUACGUCUACCUGGCCGGAGCGCUUGCCAUCGGGGUACUGGCAAUCGAGCUUUUUGCCAUGAUCUUCGCCAUGUGCCUCUUCCGGGGCAUCCAGUAGAGGGUGUGGCCUGAAGCCUGAAAACUCACCCUGCCCGCCACUGCCCAGCACCCGAUGCCCUCCCCUGCCCUUCUUCGCUGCCUUCUUGGCCCCAGAGGAGAAGAUGAGGCCAUCAUAGAUGGUCAGGAGAAGGGGCCAGGGGAAUAAAGCUAUUUUUUUAACAAAACAAAAUGAAUACAAAAAUAUGGACUGAGGUAUCCUCACCUGGAGUCGGGGCAGGUGCUGUGGACUCUCCACAGAGACCCCAGCGCCUGGCCCAGGACGGAGGCUGCUCUAGAGACCAAAGGAACACCAGGCCCCAUGCCCUCCUUGGUCCAUCCAGACCCUGGCCCCUCCCUCCUCGCUGCUCCAGGACCUGAUGCCAAGGAAGUGAGGAUUUAGGCAACAAGGAAGGAGGCAAAAGCCAAUCUCCGAGAAGUCAUCAAAGCCCAGGGGGCCCCACGGAGACUCAGCUGCCAUGGAUUGUCCCCGCUUCAGGCCAAGGCCAAGAGUGAGCUGCUGACACAGCAUUCAAGAAUGGCCCAGCUGGCAGGAUGUCUGCUUUCCCCUUCUGUUGGACCAAAUAAUCUCAAAGGCCCAGAGAGGGGCAGUGACCCAUCCACAGACACAGCACAGGCGUGUGACGGUUCUGAAAAGCAGCUGAGUUGUCUGCAGGCGGCUGUCACGGCAUCCGGGACUGUCAGUUCUGCUGUUCGCAUGCGUCCCUGGCCUCAGCAUCCCGGUUUCCCCAGAGAGAGGGCAAGCUGGCCAGGAACUGCCUCAUCCCUUCUCUACAGCUAAGAAAACUCCAUUCCUUGACUUCCCACCGCACCCUCCCUCCCACCUCCCCACAGCUCUAAGUCCCCAGGAACACACACAAGGCUGCACAUCACAUCCCCUUGUCCACACUGCCCGCCUGCCUCUCCCCACAGGGAAGUCCACUCCCUUCCCUGCCCUUCCCCAACUCCCCAGCUCCCAGAGUGGAAGAAAUCCCCAAGGUCAUCUGGGUCUCCCUCUCCCCAUCCAGAACUGAGGCUUGAAGAUCCUUCUUCGAGCUCCUGGCCAAGACUUCUCCACCCACUCGCAUACCUCUAGGACAGAGCUUCCUACCUCCCAAGGCAGCCUCCUGCCUUUGGGCUGCUCUGACUCGGCAUCAGCUUCAUAUACAGAAGAGGCUCCAUCCACGGCAUCCCACUUGCCUGCUCUCCUUCCUGGUGUUAAGGUCCCCUGAGCCCUCUUCUCUCCAGGCUAAAGGCAUCGAGGCCAUUUCUGCUGCAACAAGGCUUCCUGUCUCUUCACUGUCCACACAUUUCUUAGUGUUCCCUCCAGGCUUGGGCAGGGAGACUCACAGUUGCACACCCACAAGUAUUCAGGCCUCAAAUUCUAGACAAAUGUUGGCACCUGGACUGCAAGAUGCCCCUAUCCUGAUAGAUCAGGGGUGGCUGCUGGAGACUGUGCUGGUAUCCGAGGCUUGGUCUGGGCUCAGUGGGAGACGGUGGUACAAUCCUGAUGAGUGAUAUCUGCCAGGCACAAGUAUGAUUAGUGAUGUCUGCCACGGGCAGGGAUAGAAGGAACAGUGUGAGGUCUUCUCUCUUCUCUCCCCUCUGUCCCUCUUCAGGAAGAGCUCAUUCUGUCUCACAAGCCACCAGCACCCUAUACCAGUUUCCAGCCUCCCCUUGGGCUUUCCAGCCACCAGGGACACACGGAGUUACAGCCUAGAGCCCAGUGUUCCCCAGCCUGUACCACCUGGUCCCUUUUGAGAUGCAGCCAGAAGCUCUGCACCUGCUGCAAAGAUUCAGGCAGACCAUCCUCCCAUCUCCUGCUAUGCCCACCAGUGCUAGCCCUCCCACCAGGUCUCUGAGCUCAGUCUUCCCAAACUGUCCCUUUAACAGCUGCUCUGGCGACCCCAUAAACGUCACCUGAGCUCCAUAGAAGCUAAGCUCCCAAAACCCAGGGGGACCUGCCAGUGGUACUGUGGGCCAGCCGGGGAAGGGCCUGGUGCCUGCUUCUCUUGAAGCACCCACAUGCUUUGCUCCAGCUUCCUGGAAGAGGCAAAUGGCUGGUCUGAAGAUGACAAGCAAAAACCAACCCAGGCUGGGCAGGACUGAGGCAAAUGGCACAGUUUUAUGGCUCUAAUCUGGGGACAUCCCAGGCUUCUGGGGCCCAUACAAGCUAGAGGGAGGACCCAGGAGAAUGGGCCGGUCAUGGAGGAAAAUCUGGCUAAGAUGGGUUCAUGGGCAGAUACAAGACUGCUCCUCGACAGCUUCCCACAAAUGUGCCAAGGAACCCUCAAUCAGCCCAGAUUCAGCUCCCAGCCAGCCGCUGGCCACCCUCUUAGCCUGGAAAGGGAAGACAGGAAGUUUCUGCUCCUGUUGGCAUCUGCUUAGGCUGGUAGCUAUUUGCAAGGCUGCCUGAGGCCAUUUCUUGGAGACAAGGCAAAGAAAGCUCAGCGCAAAUCAGGCUUGAGCCUCCCUCCAGAGCACGGGGAGGCACAGGGUUCAGCUGGCUCGGUACAGAUACAACUCACAGCAGGUUCUGGUGGUGGCUGCGGGUGGAGGAAGAGUGGCAGGGAUGCCUCUUCGUCUCUUUUCACCCCAGAAUAUGACAGUACACAAUAGAGACUUCCUUGGACCUCACUAACAGGGUAAGGAACAAGACUUAUACCACUCAUCACACACGCUGCCCUGUAUUGAAAGCCACUUUCCUGCUCUGAAGCUACUGGCUGGUGGAGAAAGGGAACAUCUCUUUCCCUUUUGGAGAAAGGGCUGGGGGUGAGGGCCCCUCUCCAGGUCCCUGUUAACUUCUAGUCUUGGUGCUCAGGCCUUUCCUCAGCCUCCCUCGUCCAUCUGUCUAUCCAUGAGUAAGGGGCCCAGACAGGAUUCCCCAAACCAGACGAGGCCCCAGCACCCCGUCUCCCUGGAAGCCCCCUCCCCCCUCCCCCGUGGGUCAUACGUUGAAAGUCUAUUUUAAAAGCUGUCUAUGCUCCCUGCGGUAGAUUGCAGAGCUCAUUUAUCAUGUUUCUCUCCUGUGAGCCCCCUUUUAUAUGAUCUAUCCAGAGGAAGUUUUGUAAUAUAAAACAGGACGCCCACACAGA